AUGUUGACGGCAUACUAUGUGCUCAUUUAUCCCCACUUAGCAUACGCCGUUCCUAUAUGGGGAUUGAGCAAGUACAUGAAGAACUCAAACAAGGAUGAGAACUCCCUGUAUUUCCAGCAGGCCGUGUAUGAGGUUGAGGUAGAAGAGAACGUCAAACCUCACUAUACAGUGAUCAGAAUCACAGUAGAGAGCCAUGAUACUUUUCCUGACAUCAAGUACGAGAUUUCAAGUGGGAACAUUGGAUCCGUGUUUGGGGUGGAAUCCAACAAUGGCAAUAUAUAUGUUGAAGAAGCUCUUGACUAUGAAACAAGGCAAAAGUACGAAUUAAUAUAUUCUGCAACAGCAAAGCAGACGACGAGUUUUACAACUGUGAUAAUUUAUGUGAAAGACGUCAACGACAAUCCUCCGGUCUUCGAAAAAUCCGUUUAUACUGCGGAUAUCACUGAAGAGGAUGGGAGAAACCUUCCCAGAAAAAUACUACAGGUAGAGGCGGUGGAUGGUGACACGUUUCAACCGACCAACAUUGUCUAUUUCCUGGCAGGCCAGGGUAUAGACUCUGACGACCCUGCAACCGGCAACUUUGCCAUUGACAAGGGUAGUGGGGAGAUAUUCGUCUUAAAGCCGCUAGACCGUGAUCCUCCUCUAGGCCGGCCCCAGUGGAGGUUCACAGUGUUUGCUCAGGACGAAGAAGGCAAAGGACUCGUUGGGUUCGCAGAUGUCCAGGUCAAUCUUCAGGAUAUCAACGAUAACGCUCCUCAUUUCUCACAGUCCGAGUACAUUGGAAACGUCACGGAGAACAGUCCUAAGGGAGUAUUGGUCAUCAAAAUCGAUGCAGAAGACAGCGACGAUCCAUUCGAAAAUGGUAACGCAAAGAUAAAAUAUUCUAUUGAAAAGAACGCCAUUGAAGAAGGAACCGGGCUGCCAAUCUUUGAAAUCCAACCGAACACUGGCGAAAUAAAGACACUUAUCUGCUGCCUCGAUAGAGAGAAAACGUCUGACUAUUCAAUACAAGUAAUAGCAACCGAUGGGGCUGGUUUGAAAGGAACAGGUACCGUUACUAUCAGAGUACUGGAUAUCAACGACUCAGUGCCUGUGUUCACCAAGGAUGAGUGGGUGACGGAGGUAGAGGAGACAGUGGGUGACGUUAAGCCAGACAACGUCACACCAGUGUUAACAGUGGCCGUGCGUGACGGUGACGAGAAUAACCGCUUUGUAUACAAGGUGGUGGAUAAGAGCGGGUACGGCGCGGAGAAGUUCUCCAUGAUAGGAAACGUAGACGGUACAGGCUCACUCGUAGUUGUGCAGCCUUUGGACUAUGAGGACCCUCUGCAGCGGAAUGGCUUCAGGUUCCAGAUACAAGUAGUGGAUGAGGACGACCACUCGCCUCCAGGUUCCAGCCACACAGCGUUGUCGUGGGUGGUUGUCAAGCUAGUGGAUGUCAAUGACAACGCACCACAGUUCGACAACCCUCACCCAACAUUGACCGUGUACGAGGAUAUCCCCACAGGAACUGUCCUAGAUCAGCUGAGGGCUAAGGAUGUGGACCACAGUGGAAGAAGCAACAUCCGGUUCGUAAUUGACCGUUCUUCCGACCGGAACAGGCAGUUUCACGUUAGCCAGGAUGGGAGGCUAAGCGUGCAUAGAUCGUUGGACAGGGAGACAAAUUCCAUUCAUCAGAUAAAGGUACUCGCGGUGGACGAUGGCUACCCACCACAGACAGGGUCCGUCACAGUCACUGUGUUAGUGGAGGAUGUCAACGACAACGCUCCAAGAUUCAUGGAGGAGUACAGACCCGUGGUAGCCGAGAACGACAAGCCGAGAGAGAUACUCAAGGUGUUCGCCAUCGAUCCAGAUGAUCCAAUAAAAGGAAACGGUCCACCGUUCACUUUCUUUCUGGAUCCUCGAGCUAACGAGACGAUCAAAUCUUCCUUCAGAGUGGUACAAGAGAAAGGAUAUGAAGAUAUGGCCAAAGUCGUGUCGUUAGUUACAUUUGACAGAGAGAAGCAGAAGCAAUAUUUUGUUCCGAUUGUGAUUUGCGACUCUGGACAACCUGUAAAAAGCAGCACCAACACUCUGACUGUGGUAGUGGGGGAUAUCAACGAUAACCCGAUGUAUCCAGGCUCCAUGGAGGUGCAGGCAUACGUGUACAGGGUACAAAACAUGGACAUUCCAAUUGGGAGAGUCUUCGUAGAAGAUCUUGACGACUGGGAUCUGCCUGAUAAGAAGUUUCGAUGGGAUUUGAAAGAAAGCCACAGGUUCAAGCUAAACGAAGAAACAGGAGAGUUGACAAUGAGGUCUGGGACUCACAGAGGUCUUUACAGCCUACACUUUAAAGUUCAGGACAGAAAACACAACCAGAAUAACGUAAAGGCCCAUGUCAGAGUCAGAGUUAGGGACUUGUCGUAUAACUCAAUCACAAACUCUGGGUCUUUGAGAUUGAGUGGGAUAUCGGCUGUGGAUCUGGUGAAGAAGCGGAACGGUGGAAGCAAACUCUCUAUGUUACAAACAAAGUUAGCGGAAGUUUUGAAAGUAGACGAGGGACACGUCUCUAUCUUCAGUGUUCAGCAAGUUCUCGCACACCCUCCUCUAACGGACGUCCGGUUCGCCGUUACUAACUUGAAGCGUGAAGUGGUAGACGGGCUGGUUAUGCUGCAUACAAACUUGAUAGAAGAAGCAGUGAAGCUGAACAUCACUAUGGUGGGAGUGGACGAGUGUGUUGAUGAGCGGCGUCAUUGCGAGGGUAGUUGCACGUCACGACUGGAGGUGGGGGGAUCAUCUCUAGUCAACGCCAACACCACAGUGCUGGCUGGGGUGAGAGUUGUAGCGGUGGCCGAGUGCCUCUGUGGAGCAUUGGACUAUAGUCGCCCUGAGACAUGCAGAUCUCGUCCAUGUUUCAACGGUGGUCGCUGUAUAGAAGGCCGAUAUGGAAUCAGUUGUUCGUGUCCUAGCGGUUUCAAAGGACCCAGAUGUCAGAAGACGUCUCGCACAUUCCACGGUGCAGGCUGGGCUUGGUAUCCUCCCUUGAGUGUCUGUGAAAACUCCCACCUCUCCUUUGAAUUCUUGGCUAGAAAGGCAGAUGGUCAGUUGAUCUACAACGGUCCAGUAGGGCCUCCUAAGCCUGGAGGAGCUACGAACUCAGAUUUCCUAUCAGUGGAGUUGGUAGACGGGUAUCCGCGGUUGCUGAUGGACUACGGUUCAGGGACUCUAGAGCUCAACCUGACAACAGAAACAAGACUGAACGACACCACCUGGCAUCGACUGGACGUUCGAUGGACGUCAGAGACGGUAGAGCUGGUGGUGGACCGAUGUCUAGGGGUAGCAGGUCUAAGGGAGGCCAGCAGUUGUCGUGUAAAGGGUGCGAUGCCUCCCUUCAGUGAGUUGCUCAACCUCCAGACGCCUCUGCAGCUUGGAGGACGCCACAUCGCUGACGCACUGACACCUUCGUCGUACCGCUGGAACCAUGUGCCUUAUGGGAAAUUUUUUGAUGGCUGCAUCAGAAACCUCAUGUGUAAUAGUAAGCUGUACGACUUGGCGGGCAGCGGACUGACCCAGGGUAGCGAGGCUGGCUGUCCCGGUCUCUGUUCCCCCGAGUGUGAAGUCCACGGAGAUUGUGGGGGCAGUGCGAGAGAGCCCCGCUGCAAUUGCUCCCCCGGCUACCAAGGCCCCCACUGCACCACCCCCACCCAGCCUGUCACUCUGGAGCCCCACAGCUACAUCAAGUACUCCCUCAACUACGAACCUGACCUGCAUGUGACGGAGGUCCAGCUCAGGUUCCGCACCAGAGAGGAGUCUGGAGAGUUGUUCCGUCUGGGGGACCAGCGAGCUGACCAAUAUGCGGUAUUAGAGAUCGUCGAAAGCCGGCUAAAAUUUCGCUACAAGCUGAGUGACUCUUCUAAAGCUGAUCUACGGAUCUCUGCUCUAAGGAUAAACGACGGCCAAUGGCAUAACGUGAAGGUUAUUCGAGUGGGAGCAUCAGUCAGCUUGGAGCUAGACGGUGGUGAAGGGAGGAGGGGUAACAGAACGACAGACUGGGACUCUCGACUACAGCUGGUGGUGGAUACUGAGGAGGGCGUGUACCUUGGAGGUAGACCUGAGUAUACGGAGAUUGGGAUCAUCGCUGUGGAGCACGACUACCAGGAAGGUUGUAUUGACGAUGUGCGGCUGAACGGUCGCCCACUCCCACUGCCGCCCGUGUCUAACAGCACGGUGUGGGCCGCCGCCCUGGUCGCCCAGAACACCGCCCUGGGCUGUCCCACGGACAAGCUGUGCUCCACGGCGAUGUGCCGCGGGGCCGCCCACUGCACUCCCAACGACCCCUGGAACACCAACCGCUGCUUUUGUGGAGAAGGCAACGUGCUCACGCCCGACGGUAAACUUUGCGUCCCAAGCAACGACUGCUGGGUGAAACCCUGUUUGAACAGUGGAGUCUGCCAGGAGGUAGACAACAGACAACAAUACCGCUGUGUGUGUCCAGACAACUACUGGGGAGACCAGUGUGAGCUGGCCCAGGACAGACACACUCUCAGGCUGGGAAUAGGAGCAUUCGCUACCGUACUGAGCUGUAUACUGGUGUUGCUGUUAGACAGCUACUGGGGAGACCAGUGUGAGCUGGCCCAGGACAGACACACUCUCAGACUGGGAAUAGGAGCAUUCGCUACCGUACUGAGCUGUAUACUGGUGCUGCUGUUAGACAGCUACUGGGGAGACCAGUGUGAGCUGGCCCAGGACAGACACACUCUCAGGCUGGGAAUAGGAGCAUUCGCUACCGUACUGAGCUGUAUACUGGUGCUGCUGUUAGGACAACAGUACCAUUGUGUGUGUCCAGACAGCUACUGGGGAGACCAGUGUGAGCUGGCCCAGGACAGACACACUCUCAGGCUGGGAAUAGGAGCCUUCGCCACCGUACUGAGCUGUAUACUGGUGCUGCUGUUAGUCGUCCUUCUGAUGCUUGUGGUGUACAACAGACGUAGAGUACACGGAGACAAGAAGGACAUUGAAUGUGACGUCAGAGAGAACAUUAUAAAGUACAACGAUGAGGGUGGAGGAGCAGACGACAUGACGGCCAUGACACUGACAAUGUCUGCAGGUGGCGACGUGUCCUGUCAUACUCUGGUGGAGGAUACAGUUUCAGAGACUUCGUUUAUAGAUCUGACGAGAAAAAGUCGGCCAAAUCGAACAGAAGAGUUAACCAUGUUCUCCCCCUGCAAAGACGAAGUUCACAUUUACACUUUUGAGGGAGGUGGAAGUAUCAAAAGUUCACUAUCCUCAUUGUCAAUAGGUGAUAAGUGA
Macrosteles quadrilineatus (aster leafhopper) is the source of this 5289-nucleotide messenger RNA. Its product is annotated as neural-cadherin-like. Lineage: Eukaryota; Metazoa; Arthropoda; Insecta; Hemiptera; Cicadellidae. Gene Ontology annotation, molecular function: calcium ion binding; cadherin binding. The record is from RefSeq and is a predicted model, not a curated record. The transcript has 29 exons. Gene Ontology annotation, cellular component: plasma membrane; catenin complex. Bases 1 to 5289 code for a protein of 1762 amino acids. Gene Ontology annotation, biological process: homophilic cell-cell adhesion.